Molecule: messenger RNA, 548 nt
Organism: Amyelois transitella
Lineage: Eukaryota; Metazoa; Arthropoda; Insecta; Lepidoptera; Pyralidae
Exons: 5
Coding region: 45-548 (167 amino acids)
Source: RefSeq, a predicted model, not a curated record
CCAUUGAUUUUGGAAUUUUGUAUCAAAAUUAUUUACAUACAGACAUGUAUCGUGUUUUAGUUGCAACUGUUCUGUUAGCAGCGGUUUGGGCUGACAACGAAGGCGAUGUAAAGAAAUGUAUGAGAAUAUUUCAUCCAAGGUCAAUGCACUGUUGCAAAAGGGAACAUUCAUUAAAGCCACCAAUGCAUGAUCACAGUGCUGUGAAAGAAUGUAUGCAUUUGCAAGGAGGAAAACCAACUUGCGAACGCGAAAUCUGCAUGGCAUCAAAGCAAGGUGUGGCUUCAAACGAGGGUAAAAUAGACAAAGCAGCUGUACAGAAAAAGUUUGAAACUGAUUUCGAAAAUGAUCCUGAGUUGUUGAAACUAUUGAAAGACAAUUGUAUCGAUGGGGACUUCUCUAAAUACGGCAAGGAAGACGACUGUGACGUCUUGAAGCUAAAGAUGUGUAUGGAGAUACAAAUGACUGCAAGCUGCCCUGAAUGGGAUAACGAGGGACAUUGUGAAGGAAUUCAAGAGUUAGUCGAAGAGUGUAUCGAGAAAUUCGCCUGA